AUGACACUGAUCGAUUCCCUUCUGGGCUCGGCGGAUUCCGAGGCUUUCCGGGAGCCGGUGGACUGGCGCGGCCUCGGUCUGCACGACUACCCCAACCUCAUCAAAAGGCCCAUGGACCUCGGCACGGUAAAGGUCCGCCUGGAGCGGGGGACGUAUCCGACAGCCGAGGCCUGCGCCGCGGACGUAAGGCUGAUCUGGGACAACUGCAGGACGUACAACACGGGAGGGGUGCCGCGCGACCUCCACAAGGCGGCAGACGCGUUGUCGAAGCGGUUCGAGACCCGGUUCGCGAAGAUAUUGGCGGGGGGGCGGCCAAAGUCGUCUUCCAGAGGCGGCGGCGGCAGCAACGGCAACGGCAAGGGCCCUGCCAAGCCAAAGGGCGGCGGCGGGGGAGGCGGCGGGGGCAGCAGCGCCAGUGUCGCCGCGGCGGUCGCCGCAGACCCCACAACAGAAGACCGGCGCAGGCUCGCGAGGCACUUGGGACGGGCGAGGAUGGAGGACGUGACGGCUGCGGUGCACGAGAUUGACCGCGGGUGUCCGGAGGCGCUGAUGCUUAGACGGGCCGGGCAUCAAAGAAAGAGAGAAGAAGAAGAAGAAGAAGAAGGAAGAAGCACCGGUGGAGGUUGUGCCGAUGGUGGUGGCGGGGGGAAUGAUAGCGUGGAGGCGUUGGUCGGGACGACGGCGGCGGUCGAGAUCGAGGUCGACGUGGACGCGCUGGACGCGUGGACGUUCUGCGCCGUCGAGCGAGUGGUGGCGCCCCAUGCGGCGCUCAGAAGAGCUUCAAGAGUCACGGCGCCAAGGCGGGCAAGAAAGAAGAGACCGGCGGCGGCGCCCGCGGCUGUGCCUUCGAGUAGUGGGAGAAGUAGUAGCAGCGCAGGAAGAGGGGGUGGCGGGGAAGGGGGGGCGGGGGCGGGCGAUGCGGCGGGGGCGGAGGCGGCCGAAGGGCGGCCAAGUAAAAGGUCUAGACCGGCUUGUGGUGAAUAGCACGAGUAGUUGGGCAGGACGAAGGGUCAAGGCCCAGCUGUGUGAGCCGACGGCUGAAUCUGAAUUGUUCAUCUUUCGUAUUCCCAGUGACGGGUUUGGUUGUAGUGGUGUUGGCGAAUGAGCCGCGUAUCGGUCCACGUAUGAUGCAUGCAUGUUAUUUUACGUCCCAAGACUGUUGUUGCCGUCGACGGGAUACUGCGCUUUUCGUCCUUAGUUUUAGUUUCAAAUUGUUUUUCCACGUUCCUGUAAUGUCAGGCUCAUUUAGAUGUACUUGUUCAAGGUUUGUGUGUGUUCGUGUUUGUUUUCAAUGUUUCGCGUGUGUCACCUUUGCCUUAUUCGUUUAUCAGGGCACGCUUGCCACGCCUGAUCCCGCGGAAGAUGAGUUGCCCUCUGGCGUGUGCGUGCAUUCGUUGAGCAACAAUCCGGUUGCUGGUAUCCCUACCAAGUACAAUACCGUCCAUCCUUAUCUUAAGAUGAUAAAAGUAGAAAGGUAUCCUUCAAAAUAGUAUAUUAGGUGAAGCUCUUGAUGAUCCCAACGGCAGGAUGGAGACGCGGGUUUGCGCUACCACAAUAGGAAGAGCGGGCUCAAAGGAACGUCUGAGUUUCUGCCUAUCCUGCUUCUAGGCCAUGUGCUAUGGGCAUGGAUAUACUCUGCAGUGUAGCACGACUUCCUGCGGCCUCUGCCGAGCAGCUCGAUCUCACCUAUAGUACUGAUCACGUGGCCUCGGACAUUCUGGGCGAAAACAGCGCUGUUGCGACCUGACAUCGCCGGCAGCCAGCGUCUGGAGGUCGUUCGAACUACUUCCGGGAGAUGUAGCGGUUGCCGAGCUUUCGUAUGAUGGGUCGAUCGAGACGGGGGUAGCACACACCGUGGUUGGCGUGUUGGUGGCAUGAAGUGGUAACGUGACUGCAUUUCCUUGUUGCUGGUCUUUCGCUGACGUAGAGGCGACUGCUGUGCCGCUCGUCAGGAUAUACUUCGGGUGGUGCGCCCUGUCCUUCUCGCAUGCUAGACGUAGAUUAUAUUGCCUCCCGGCAGGGCGUGGGUUGUCCUCAUCGCCGUACGUUGUCACGUGACGCUUGGGUAUUGGUUCGAUUCGGUUGACUGAUCUUGCUA
Molecule: messenger RNA, 2098 nt
Organism: Ectocarpus siliculosus
Lineage: Eukaryota; Phaeophyceae; Ectocarpales; Ectocarpaceae
Source: the annotation of a GenBank genome assembly